Messenger RNA from Suillus subaureus, 621 nucleotides. RefSeq lists its product as uncharacterized. The record is from RefSeq and is a predicted model, not a curated record. Lineage: Eukaryota; Fungi; Basidiomycota; Agaricomycetes; Boletales; Suillaceae. The transcript has 5 exons. The coding region runs from base 1 to 621 and encodes 206 amino acids.
AUGGCCCCAGACAUCCUACAUCAAGUUAUCAAAGGCAUGUUUAAGGACCAUCUCGUGGAUUGGGUGGAGAAAUACCUUGUGCUUACUCACAGGAGGACUGAAGUGGACUGUAUCUUAGAUGAUAUUGAUCACAGGAUUGUGGCCAUUGCCUCAUUUUCUGGUCUGUGCCACUUUCCGCAAGGAUGCGGCUUCAAGCAAUGGACAGGGGAUGACUCCAAAGCCCUCAUGAAGGUUUACAUUCCCGUGAUCAAGGGGCAUGUACCAACAGAUGUUGUUCGCACAUUCCAUGCAUUGCUAGAGUUCUGCUACCUUAGCAAACACAUCAAGGCUGUGAAGGAACCAUGGAGGUGGUCAAGUAAAUACAAAGUGCUUGGUCAGAUGCUGGUCACAAACCAGCAUCUUAGUAAACUCACCACUGCAUGUGUUGAUUUUGAAAGCCAUGGAAUGUUGAAGGGUACCUGCCUUUCAGCUGAACUCGAGGCUCUCGGUAUGUCAGACAAUCCUGAUGUCCCUAAUGAUGAAGACCCCAAUGACCCCCCACCAAACCAAGCAAGUAAUCUUGAGGACAGCAAUGACUUAAUGAUUGACCAUGGCCCGACCAUUCUACAAGCACACACUUGA